UGGAGUAAAAACACACAUACACACACACACACACACGUCUGGCAUAAUGCUGUCGCCGGCUCACCGCCUGGGUGUGUGGUGCCUGACGGGUUGCGUGGCGGUCUUCUCCGUGUUCUUCCACAUGUUCAUCCUGCUGCAGAGUGUCAGCCACGCACGCAGCACCCACCACUGGACGCCGUGUGAGGUCAUCACGAGCGCGCUGGCGCUCCAGAGCAUCCUGCAGCAGGCCCUCGCUCUGCUCUGGAUGAGCCUGGACCUGAUGGACCCGCAGUGCAUUCUGGGCCAGGCGCACCCGCUGCUGGUGGUGCUGGUGCUCAGCCUGCGCUUCUCCGUGCUGUGGAACACCGCCUUCCUGCUGUUCUACUUCGCCACCAAGCUGGUGAUGGAGCCGGUGCACUGCUACACCCGCGCCCAGGAGCUGGUGCUGCGCCACGUGCGGCCCACCGUGCUGCUCAUCCCCGUCUGCGGCCUGGCCCUCUGCUGCCCCAUGCUGGCCAGCAUGGCCACCCGCAGCCACAACGCCACCUGGGUGACGGAGUGCGGCUCGGUGCUGUCGGUGGACGUGUCCGGCUACACGUACGUGGUGCUGUACCUGAUCAUCUGCGAUGUGCUGCCCGGGGUCAUCAUGCUGAAGAGCAGCGUCUCCAUCUCCGUGCACCUGCUGCUCCACCUGCGCCACCUGAAGUCCAGCACCAACGGCUUCCACGGGCCCAAGCUGGGCGCGGAGGUGCGUGUGAUCCGCAUGAGCCUGGCACUGGCCUUUACCUACCUGCUCUUCCUGGCGGCCGAGCUCUACACCCACUACCUGAUCUUGCAGCAGCAGAACGUGCUGGUCAUCAUCGUCCUCCUCUCCUCACUCUCCUUGGCCGUCUGCGGACUCGUGCUCAUCUACGGCAAGAAGAGCCACUGGAAGGAGCUGCUGCACCUCUACAACCUCACGCUGGACAGGUACCCCUGCCUCACCUGUCUGGAGGCACCUGAGAAGAAACCAGACACCAGCGGGGCUACUUCUCAUUAAGGCUCCCACCCAAACCCCACAAAUAUUUACCAUAUUGUGACAAGGACAUGUCAUUACACUGUUACCUGUGCAUGAUGUCAUCACACUGUUACUUCUACAUGAUGUUAGAGACUCCAGUGAAAGUUGCGGGAGGUCUGUCUCUGUAGCUCUGCUGAAUACUGGCUCAAAACCUGACGUUUCUUCCUUCACUUUAAGCAGCCCUUUCUUAACUGUGUCUGAAAUAUAGCAUCGUCAUAUUGUUGAAGCAUUUCUCAUAAUCAGAACAGAAUCAAAAUCAUCAUAAUGUCAUUUUUAUCAAUGACAUUAAAGGGAAACUUGGCAGGAUUUCCCCCUCUGCUGGAGAAAUUGUGCAUUAUGCUAUUUCAAACUGUGG
Messenger RNA from Alosa alosa (allis shad), 1391 nucleotides. RefSeq lists its product as uncharacterized. The coding region runs from base 47 to 1018 and encodes 323 amino acids. Lineage: Eukaryota; Metazoa; Chordata; Actinopteri; Clupeiformes; Clupeidae. The record is from RefSeq and is a predicted model, not a curated record. The transcript has a single exon.